This is a messenger RNA of Erinaceus europaeus (western European hedgehog), 3965 nucleotides long. RefSeq names its product endothelin converting enzyme 2 (gene ECE2). Bases 573 to 3305 code for a protein of 910 amino acids. Gene Ontology annotation, cellular component: plasma membrane. The transcript is spliced from 20 exons. Gene Ontology annotation, molecular function: metalloendopeptidase activity; S-adenosylmethionine-dependent methyltransferase activity. Gene Ontology annotation, biological process: protein processing. NCBI's taxonomy places the organism in Eukaryota, Metazoa, Chordata, Mammalia, Eulipotyphla, Erinaceidae. The record is from RefSeq and is a predicted model, not a curated record.
AUGGGAUUACUCGCAUUCACGGCACCUUCUGGAGGGCCAGAUCUGUGUCCGCACCCCUUCCGCUUCCCUCGGAGCCUUCUGAUUGCUCAAAACUGGGAAGAAAUGAACAGUGUGGUGACUGUCAGGUUUUCUUUCUUUUUCUUUUACCAGAGCUUUGCUCAGCUCUGGCUUAUGGGAUUGAAUCCGGGCCUUUAGAGCUUCAGGUAGGAGUGUUUUUUGCAUGACCAUUAUGCUAUCUACUCUUCACCCCCCGAGCCCACUCCCAGGUUUUCUAAUGAGAAAAGCGAAGGAAACGGAAAAUGUGAGAGGGGGCAGUGAAUGCGACGCCCUCACGUGGCUUUCAUGAAUGGGUGUGCCCUCACACGGAGAACUCUUGGAUCCCGAUGGGCUCUUUCCAGUCGGAGCUUUCUUCAGGCAGCGCCAGGUUGGGACGGAAGCUCCACGUGUUCGUGUUGAGCCCGAGCUGUGGGCGGGCGGGGCGAUGAGGACACACCCCCAUAUCCAGCCUUCUCGAUUGGCUGCGGGGGAAACAAGCCCCGCCCCAUGUCGCUCGCGGGCUGUCUGCGGCGAGCAUGGCCUCUCCCCGGGCGCCGGAGUCCUCGCCCGACUUGCCAGAGCAGAACCGCGGCUACUGCGAAGUCCAGUAUUGGGACCAGCGCUAUCGGGGCUCGGCUCACUCUGCCCCCUACGAGUGGUUUGGAGACUUCUCCUCCUUCCGCGCCCUCUUAGAGCCGGAGCUGCGGCCCGAGGACCGUCUUCUUGUGCUCGGCUGUGGGAACAGCGCCCUGAGCUAUGAAUUGUACCUGGGAGGCUUCCCUGAUGUGACCAGUGUGGACUACUCCUCUGUGGUGGUGGCUGCCAUGCGGGCCCGCUACGCCCAUGUGCCUACACUGCGCUGGGAGACCAUGGACGUGCGGGCUCUGGACUUCCCCACCGCCUCCUUUGACGUGGUGCUGGAAAAAGGUACACUGGAUGCCCUGAUGGCCGGAGAGCAGGACCCCUGGACUGUGUCCCUGGAAGGUAUCCACACAGUGGACCAGGUGCUGAGCGAGAUGGUGGAGUACAGACGGGCCACGCUGCGAGAUGAAGACGCCCCCGAGACCCCGACGGAGGGCCCGGACCCCGUAGAGGUGGGCUUCCGCAAGAGGCCUGGCCGCCUCCUGGGCGCGCGCACCCGGCUGGAGCUGACCCUGGCCAGUGUCUCUCUGCUACUCGCGGCGCUGCUGCUCGGCUGCCUGGUGAUUCUGGGGGGCCGCCGAGACGCGUCCCAAGGCAUCUGCCUUACAGAGGCCUGCAUCCGCGUGGCUGGAAAAAUUCUGGAGUCCCUAGACCGCGGGGUGAGCCCCUGCGAGGACUUCUACCAGUUCUCCUGCGGAGGCUGGAUUCGGAGGAACCCCCUCCCAGAUGGGCGCUCUCGCUGGAACACCUUCAACAGCCUCUGGGACCAGAACCAGGCCACACUGAAGCACCUGCUGGAAAAUGCCACAUUCAACUCCAGCAGCGAGGCCGAGCGGAAGACGCGGCGCUUCUACCUCUCCUGCCUGCAGGUGGAGCGCAUCGAGGAGCUGGGUGCCCAGCCCCUGCGGGACCUCAUCGACAAGAUCGGUGGCUGGAAUAUCACGGGGCCUUGGGACCAGGACAACUUCAUGGAGGUGCUGAAGGCCGUGGCAGGGACCUACAGGGCCACCCCUUUCUUCACCGUCUACAUCAGCGCUGACUCCAAGAGUUCCAACAGCAAUGUCAUUCAGGUGGACCAGUCUGGGCUCUUCCUGCCCUCCCGAGAUUACUACCUAAACAGGACCGCCAAUGAGAAGGUGAGGGAGUGCUGGCGGGCCUACCUGGACUACAUGGAGGAGCUGGGGUUGCUGCUGGGCGGGCAGCCAGCCUCCACGCGGGAGCAGAUGCGGCAGGUGCUAGAGCUGGAGGUGCAGCUGGCCAACAUCACGGCACCCCAGGACCAGCGUCGGGAUGAGGAGAAGAUCUACCAUAAGAUGAGCAUCGCGGAGCUGCAGGCCCUGGCCCCCUCUGUGGACUGGCUGGAGUUCUUGUCUUUCUUGCUGACCCCCCUGGAGCUGGGGGACUCUGAGCCUCUGGUGGUGUAUGGAACGGAUUAUUUGCAGCAGGUGUCGGAGCUUAUCAACCACACUGAACCCAGCGUCCUGAACAAUUACCUGAUCUGGAACCUGGUACAGAAGACAACCUCCAGCCUAGACCGACGCUUUGAGGCUGCACAAGGGAAGCUUCUGGAGACCCUCUAUGGUACCAAGAAGUCCUGCACACCGAGGUGGCAGACCUGCAUCUCCAACACGGACGACGCCUUGGGCUUCGCUCUGGGCUCCCUCUUUGUGAAGGCCACGUUUGACCGGCGGAGCAAGGAGAUCGCCGAGGGCAUGAUCAGUGAGGUCCGCUCGGCCUUUGAGGAGGCACUGGGUCAGCUGGUUUGGAUGGAUGAGAAAACCCGCCAGGCAGCCAAGGAGAAAGCAGAUGCCAUCUAUGACAUGAUUGGCUUCCCGGACUUUAUCCUGGAACCCAAAGAGCUAGAUGAUGUUUAUGAUGGGUAUGAGGUUUCUGAAGACUCCUUCUUCCAGAACAUGUUGAACCUGUACAACUUCUCUGCUAAGGUGAUGGCUGACCAGCUCCGCAAGCCUCCCAGCCGGGACCAGUGGAGCAUGACCCCCCAGACGGUGAAUGCCUACUACCUACCCACCAAGAACGAGAUUGUCUUCCCAGCUGGCAUCCUACAGGCCCCGUUCUACGCCCGCAACCACCCCAAAGCGCUGAACUUUGGUGGCAUCGGUGUGGUGAUGGGCCAUGAACUGACACAUGCCUUUGAUGACCAAGGGAGAGAGUACGAUAAGGAGGGGAACCUUCGGCCCUGGUGGCAGAACACGUCGCUGGCGGCCUUCAGAAACCACACGGCCUGCAUGGAGGAACAGUACAGCCAAUACCAGGUCAAUGGGGAGAGGCUCAAUGGUCGCCAGACGCUGGGGGAGAACAUCGCUGACAACGGAGGCUUGAAGGCUGCCUACAAUGCUUACAAGGCAUGGCUGAGGAAGCACGGGGAGGAGCAGCGGCUGCCUGCCAUGGGGCUCACCAACCACCAGCUCUUCUUCGUGGGAUUUGCUCAGGUGUGGUGUUCGGUCCGCACACCCGAGAGCUCUCACGAGGGGCUGGUGACGGACCCCCACAGCCCUGCCCGCUUCCGCGUGCUGGGCACCCUCUCCAACUCUCGGGACUUCCUGCACCACUUCGGCUGCCCUGUUGGCUCCCCCAUGAACCCAGGGCAGCUGUGUGAGGUGUGGUAGGCCUGGGAGGCGAGCAGGUGGGUGGGCAUGGGGGGGCAUGUGUGCUUUAGGCUUUGGAGAGGGCUGGCCCCUCCAUCACCACAAGUGAGAGCUAGUCCCAGUCCCCCCCCUCCCACCCCCAGCCACCACAUCGUGCCUCUGCUUUGGGGGCGCCCCUGCCUCCUGCAGAGCUCCCACCAUUCACUGUGACAUCCCUCCUAGUCAUCCUGCCUGGAGGAGGCCUGGGGAGGUGGGGAUGGAAGGCAGUUCACCUCUGCUGGCCACGGGCCUGCUGUCCUCUGACCCCAAGGACCUGGGUGGGAGCCUCCACACUCAGUGCUCCUUCCAGCCCCACCUUGGGGUGGGAGAACCUCCUGGCCCAGCUCCUUAUACUGCUGCUGUCAGUCCUGCUGCCCGACUACCCUGUGACAGACCAACCUGCCCAGCUCUCAGCCUUCACAAGGUGCCUACUGCCCCAGCAGCCUGGCUCCCAGGGAAGGGACAGUCUGUCCAGGGAGGAGCCACUACUUCCUGUGUCAGACGACCCCCUGGACAGUCCAAGAAUGUAGCAAGAGCAGGGAGAGGGAGGGGAGAGUUUAUUUUUGCAGAGAAGUGGGUGGGGCGGGAGUGCUCUUGGCCCUGUAGGACCCUGUGCCAAUAAAUAGCCGCUCCUCAGCCAGC